This is a messenger RNA of Macrosteles quadrilineatus (aster leafhopper), 675 nucleotides long. RefSeq lists its product as uncharacterized. Bases 223 to 660 code for a protein of 145 amino acids. The transcript is spliced from 3 exons. The record is from RefSeq and is a predicted model, not a curated record. Lineage: Eukaryota; Metazoa; Arthropoda; Insecta; Hemiptera; Cicadellidae.
CAUUUUUUAUCAAAGAUUUUACUCGAGGUGUUAUACUUUAUAUUUUGAUCUGCUCCAUACUGAUAUAUCCAUGGGAUGUUUAUAGUAGCCUACUUGUAUGUUUUUAACGUUGUUAUAAAAUUGUUGCCAUAAUUAAUUAUUGAGAUGACAAAUACACAACAUCUGUGCAGCUAUAAUUGAAUCAGUCAAUCAACGGAAGGGGAUAGUAACAGAUCUACGAACAUGUCCCCUCCCCCUGUGUAUUUGAUCUUGUUGGUACCGAUCACACUGCUUUUAUUUGUUGGAGCUACGUGGUGGUGGCGUCCCUUGGACCAACAACCUGGGGAACCUCCUGCCAACCUACAAGUUGUGACAAGCGAAGAAGACUUGACAAAUAAGUUGAAUGAAGCCAACAGAGAUGGAAAGCUUGUUGUGAUAGAUUUCUUUGCAGUGUGGUGUGAACCUUGCCAAUUAAUAUCACCCCACUUUGAUAGAUAUGCCAAACUGUUUCCGAAUGUUAUCUUUCUGAGAGUAGACGUACCCAAUCACCAAAGUAUUGCGAAAAAGUACAAUGUUGAAGCAAUGCCAACUUUUAAGUUCAUAAAGAAUGGCGAUAUUAAGGAUACCAUGGUUGGAGGAAAAAAGUCGGAGUUGGGGAAAAAAUUGGCACUACACCAAUAAACAAUUUUGGCAACU